UAUUUGAGCAACAGCGAUAUUAAAAAGUACCAAUGAAAAGUUCAGACUCAUUAGACAGCACUAGGGUGUAAGUGCAGCAGCUCUUCUUCAGUUUCACACACACCCUGAGUUCUCCUCUACCCGUGACCCCUGUGUAGGGCAGGUGGGGUGAUAGACUCCGCCCCCGCGCUCGCGCUGCUGACUUACACGGAGCGGUUCAGGAGCAGCAGCGACCGGAGGCGCGCGCAGGGCAUGUGACCGUGUCAGGGGGUAAUAAAGUAAGAGUGUUGCCAUGGAUACGGUGCUUCACCUCAUCAAUGACACAGAAGAGUUUUACAGAUGGAGCCUUACCAUAGCAGACAAGCGGGUGGAGCAGUGGCCGAUGAUGUCAUCACCCCUCCCCACACUGGGCUUUAGUGUGCUGUAUUUGCUCUUCCUGUGGGCGGGGCCUCGAUACAUGCAGCACCGAGAUGCUUUCAAACUGCGCAAAACUCUCAUCAUCUACAACUUCAGCAUGGUGCUGCUCAACUUCUACAUCUGCAAAGAGCUGUUGUUGGGUUCCAGAUCAGCAGGAUACAGCUACCUCUGUCAACCUGUCAACUACUCCAACGAUGUCAAUGAAGUUAGGAUAGCGUCAGCUCUCUGGUGGUACUACAUCUCUAAAGGUGUGGAGUUUUUAGACACUGUGUUCUUCAUCAUGAGGAAGAAGUUUAACCAGAUCAGCUUCCUGCACGUCUACCAUCACUGCACCAUGUUCAUCCUCUGGUGGAUUGGUGUCAAAUGGGUCCCCGGAGGCCAGUCAUUUUUCGGUGCAACUAUAAACUCAGGGAUCCACGUGCUGAUGUACAGCUACUACGGUCUCGCAGCUGUGGGUCCACACAUGCACAAAUACCUUUGGUGGAAGAAAUACCUCACUAUCAUUCAGAUGAUUCAGUUCCACGUCACUAUCGGUCAUGCAGCUUACUCUCUGUACUCCGGCUGUCCGUUCCCAGCAUGGAUGCAGUGGGCCCUCAUCGCUUACGCCAUCACCUUCAUCAUCCUCUUCGCCAACUUUUACUACCAGACCUACCGCCUACGGCCGCGUUCUAAAUCACACAAGAGCACCUGUAACGGUGUCCCUGAGUCCUCCAUACCUAAUGGGUCAGUGAGGAGUGUGGAGCACCUAGAGGAGAAUGGGAGGAAACACAAGAAAGAACGAACGAAGAAGGAGUGAAGGAAAGUUAAAGGAGCGCUGGGAACUAUACAUCAGUGGGACUGUGGGGUGUUUACAAGGAAGUAGUGUGUGUGUGUGUGUGUGUCUGUGUGUGUGUGUGUAGGCUGUUUGUUGAAGGGCUAGAUGGUGUUUACAAACCACUAACUACGCUAAGUGUGUAACUGAUGGGGAAGGUGACAUAAUUCAGUGCUGACUGAGUGGCUGAUAUUCUUCUAGGUCCUGCUUUAUUUAUUUAUUUAUUUAUUUAUAUUUCUGUUUAUUCAGCUAUGUGCCGUUCAUUAUGCUAUUUAUCUGAAUAUUCAGUCAGUGAGGAUCGUCGUGAUCUUCCUCUAACAACCAGCUCAUCUGAUAAUCUGUCAUUUUUAAUGAAUAUUGUAAAAGAUGAGUGUGUUGUGUAGAAUAUCAGGGAUAUGAUGAUGGUCGUAUCAGCACAGAAACGCUUAUUUAAAUCUCAGUAAACACAUCGAGAUCAGACACAGAAAUAAAGUGAAUAAAAUGAAAUCAGAUUCAAACGCAAACUUAAACAGAAUGACAUUUAAAUAAUCUUGUGUAAUUACAGACCCCAGUUUUCUCUAAUGUUUAUUGCAGUGUGUGUGAGAGUAUGUGUGUGAGAGUAUGUGUGUGAGAGUAUGUGUGUGAGAGUAUGUGUGUGAGAGUAUGUGUGUGAGAGUAUGUGUGUGAGAGUAUGUGUGUGAGAGUAUGUGUGUGAGAGUAUGUGUGUGAGAGUGUGUGAGUGUGUGUGUGAGUGUGUGUGUGUGAGUGUGUGUGUGUGAGUGUGUGUGUGUGAGUGUGUGUGUGUGUGUGUGAGUAUGUGUGUGUGAGUAUGUGUGUGUGUGAGUAUGUGUGUGUGAGUAUGUGUGUGUGUGAGUAUGUGUGUGUGUGAGUAUGUGUGUGUGUGAGUAUGUGUGUGUGAGAGAGUGUGUGUGUGUGAGAGAGUGUGUGUGUGUGAGAGAGUGUGUGUGUGUGAGAGAGUGUGUGUGAGAGUGUGUGUGUGUGAGAGUAUGUGUGUGAGAGUAUGUGUGUGAGAGUAUGUGUGUGAGAGUAUGUGUGUGAGAGUAUGUGUGUGAGAGUAUGUGUGUGAGAGUAUGUGUGUGAGAGUGUGUGUGUGUGAGA
Messenger RNA from Tachysurus vachellii, 2305 nucleotides. It is a transcript of the gene elovl4b, whose product is annotated as ELOVL fatty acid elongase 4b. Gene Ontology annotation, cellular component: endoplasmic reticulum; endoplasmic reticulum membrane. The coding region runs from base 272 to 1192 and encodes 306 amino acids. The record is from RefSeq and is a predicted model, not a curated record. Gene Ontology annotation, molecular function: fatty acid elongase activity. NCBI's taxonomy places the organism in Eukaryota, Metazoa, Chordata, Actinopteri, Siluriformes, Bagridae. The transcript is spliced from 7 exons. Gene Ontology annotation, biological process: fatty acid elongation, polyunsaturated fatty acid; fatty acid elongation, saturated fatty acid; sphingolipid biosynthetic process.